This is a messenger RNA of Trichomonas vaginalis G3, 3012 nucleotides long. RefSeq names its product negative regulation of histone ubiquitination. The transcript has a single exon. Gene Ontology annotation, molecular function: ubiquitin protein ligase activity. Gene Ontology annotation, biological process: proteasome-mediated ubiquitin-dependent protein catabolic process; protein polyubiquitination. NCBI's taxonomy places the organism in Eukaryota, Parabasalia, Trichomonadida, Trichomonadidae. The coding region runs from base 1 to 3012 and encodes 1003 amino acids. The record is from RefSeq and is a predicted model, not a curated record.
AUGCCUAUGCCUGUUGAAUCAAGCGAACCUAACGAAGUUACUGAAAGUAUAAACAAAUUAUCUCUGAAGUUUGACGCCUUAUCUCUUCAAAAUUUUCAAAUUGCAGAUCAAAUUGAAUUUUUUAAGAAUUUUUAUGAAUGCUGCAACAAUAACUUGAACAAUCUCCGUGCAAAAACAAUAGCCGCACUCGACAAUAGUAAUUUAUUAGAUAAAAUUGAAAUUUAUUUAGAAAAUCAAUUUAAUGAAGAAUCAUAUUCAUAUAUUUUUCAAACACUAGCUCUUAUAGCCGGUUCUCUACAACAAGAUUCUGCUUUACUUGUUAGAAAAUUCAAAAUCGCAACUUUAAUUUCAAAAUUUGAGAAGUGUAGUGUAGAAACAAGGAAAUUCAUACUUAACGUAGUUGCAGCAGCAUGUCCUCAUGCAGGUACAAGCAAAAACGCUUCAGCAAACCAAAUUGAAAAAUCAAUUGUUGGAGAAUUGUGCAGAUUGUUCACUACUCCCGACCACAAGUACGAUGAGAAUGAUUUUCUUCAUAUUUGCAUUAUUCUUAAUUAUUUAGCAAAUUUUGAAUCAUUGGCUCAAUCAAUCAUUGAUUCUGAGUCAAUUCCGAACUUAUCGUGCAAGGAUGAACAUUUACACUUACAAGCAGUUGAUUCUCAACUCGAUUUACUUAUUUCUUUGAUUCCUCAGUACGGAUUCCCUGAUUCCUUCUAUAAAAAGAAUAUUUGCAGUUCUGAGAAGCUACAGUUAGUCGGAUACUCUGAAUUUUCUGAUAUUAUUCGUCCAAUUUUAAUUCAAUAUUUUGAAUCGAAUUUAUUACUUAGCUACAGCAUCAGAAAGAUUCUUUAUCUUCUUGCUUUCGUAUCUAAAUACAAACCACUCAAAUGGAAUGAAAAUUACUCAAAAAUUUUGAAUCAAAUUUUGAAUUUACCAAGCGCAAACACUUUAGCACCAUAUAUCCUUCUUCUAUUGCUCAAUGUAGAAGAUCCAAAUGUAAUUUUGAAUACAGAUUUCAUAGAAAAAUUGAAAGCUUUUCAAAUUAACAAUAAAUGGUAUGCAAAACGCAUCAAAUUCCUUAGUAAAUCAACUACAGAUAAAGAAUAUAAGACAAUUGAUGACUUUAGAGAUAUAGACAAACAUAAUAUAACAUAUGAUGUUGUUCUCAAACUUUUGAAGGUUUUAAAGAACACAAAACCAUUUGAUGCCACACAAGAUGACUUCUACUCUAAAAUUACCAAUACAAUUCGCGCAUUAAUUUCCAAUUUCGUUCAAUUAUCUCCUUCAGAAGGUAAAUUUGUCUUUUUACGUCUUGGAUCACAAUUGUCCUUCAAUUUGACAUUGAUUGGACCAGAAGAUGCCUUCCAAACAUCAAUGCUCAUUAAUCAAGAUAUCGGAGCCAUGAUUUUCUAUUAUAUUUUCCAAUCCGGAGUAGAAAAUCUCAAUUCCCUUCAAGACAAGCUUUCUAAGUCCGAAUACGGAUCAGUUAUGAAGUUCCCUCCGGUGACUUCCCCGGACGAUAUGACAACGAUAAGUGGACUUUUAUCGAAAAUCUCCAAUGUUUUUUAUGAUAUCAAAGGAGUGGCUGAUUACACUGUAUACUUGAUUGAUUAUAAGAACGAGAGACACAAUUUUGCACCGAACGAACAAUUUUUCAGAUCAAUUAUUUCUACAGUCAGACAGCCAUGCGAUGCCAUCAACAAUGACAUUGUUAUGAUCAUAGAAGAAGGCAAGAGUGAACCAACAAAACUCCAAAUUCCAAAAGUUUUGUGGGAAAAUCAGAUUUUUACAAAAAUUGUUGAACUUGCAAGUGAAUACUUCAGAGUAACAGGUAUAAGAAUCAUUGAAGAAGAAUUAAACAAGAGAUGCUACGAGUCUUUGGCAAAUCUUGUAUUUUCAUUCGCAUUCCAUUCAUCAGAGACACGCGCCAUGUAUCAUUGUCCAUUCUUAUUCUCAUUCGAAACAAGAUACGCCUAUCUGAGAACAGUUUUCAUGGAUUAUGAGAAUUAUUAUGAUUUUAUUCUCAGAAACUUCGAAAACAAACCGAAAGGAUUCCGUCCAUAUCUCAGAACACAGAUUACUCCACACAGAGAUAACAUUUACGAAGACGGAUUGAAGAUUCUCAGAAAUUGUGGCCAAGGAACACUUAUUUGGGACACAGAGUUCGAUGUCGCCACAGGACAAGGCCCAAUGAGUGAGUUCAUGCAGCUGUUGGCCCAAGCCUUCGCGAACGACAAAGAAAUGUGGAUGGAAAACAAAGAAAACGGAUUAUUCCCUAAAAGCAACGUCACAAAGAACUUCUGGGAGUUCGGAAUCCUCUGUGCAAGAGCUAUUCUCUUAAAUAGCCCUAUAGAUAUCCCUCUUUCCGAUGCUUUCUUCGCUUUAGUUCGUGGAGAUGAAGUUGAUAUUUCCCAAUACGAUGAACAAGUGGCCACUUCACUUUCUGACAAAGAUAGUUUGAUCGGAUUGAGUUAUGACAUGUUGGGUGGACCAGAUAAAGAGAUUACUGAGGAAAAUGUUGAUGAUUUCAUCAAUUUCGCUCGGAAUCUGUCUGAUUCAUGCAAAGAAUCCUGCAGAGAGUUCCAAAAAGGAUUCUCAACAGUCAUUCAAGCAGAAGCAUUGUCAUUGUUCACUCCAAAAGAGCUUUCUAAGUUAGUUUGCGGAGAAUCUUUCGAGUUUACUUUGGAAGAUUUCGAAAAAUACGUAAAUAUAACAAGAAAUGCUAAUGAAGCAAUGAGAACAAUGCUUGGAGAGGUAUUGCUGGAGUUUUCUUCUGAACAAAGAAUGAAAUUCAUCCAAUUCGCAACAGGAUGCAACAAAUUGCCAAUUGGAGGCCUCGCAAACCUCAAUCCAAGACUAGAACUACAAUUAAAGUUCGAUGAAGAAGAUACUCUACCAACUGUUUCAACUUGCGGAAGAUUUUUGAAGAUGCCAAGGUAUUCAUCGAAAGAAAUCAUGAAAGAGAAAAUAGCAAAGGCUCUUGACUUCUGUGGUAACUACUAUGCUUUCUCUUGA